AUGGCUCAACAAACAUUUUCCACUCCCAACGGCUUCGCCAUGCAGUCCUCGGGUCUCGCUUCUAGGCGAGGCGGGCAGUCCAUCAAGCCCCUCUCAGUUGAGGCUCUCAAGUCUCCUGUUGAUUCCAAGGAAAAUGCUAUUCCCACGCCCCGAACAGCUCGCGGGCACCUCCUCGCCGGUCUCCGGACCGCACCCAAGUCUGCCGCUGCGUCUACCUUCGCUGCCUCCGGUGCCAACACUUCCCCGACGAACAAGGCUAGGAACAACACUUCCCUGUAUGGCGUCCAGGAGAGCAUGCUGAACAACGGACCGAAGACGUCCCUGCCCAACUUUGGCGCUACUGCCCAGGCGGGUUACCAGAACAACAGCAACAUGGGAUAUGGGCGACAACAGUUCACUCCUGAGCAAAUCCUGGCCCCUCCGGAGAUUCACAUCGACGAACAGGCUGUGGACGAGCAACUGGAUCCGGAUCUGUACGCCAAGCUGGUUCAGCAGAACUUGCAGCUGGCUCAACAGCGCCAGAUGUUGCAGCAGCAGCUGUACGAUCUGACUCAAGCCCAGCAGCAGCUCAGCGCCAUGAACAUCAACGGGCAGCAGAGCUACCAGAAUCUGUACCAGCAACAUCAACUGCAGCAGCAAGCCCUUCAGAUGCAGAGCAUGCUCAACAACACCAUGGCUGGCCAGCAACCGACCAUCUACACCUACAUCGACCCAGCCACUGGUCAGCAGGCUUAUUACAUUGACCAGGGUGCGCAGCUGAACGCUCAAUUCGCGGAACAGUCUCAGUUGAACAUGUACCAGCAACAGCAGCGUCAGCAAAACAGCGCGACUCCACGAGUGCAGGUCUCUCCCCCUAGAGAGGCCGCGCAGCCAGUCUUCCGCAGGAACACGCCUCCCCGCCGCAACGAGUCGCCCCUCAUCGAGAAUCCGGCCCCUCUUCCUCCACCGUCAGCCAACGCUUUCCGACGAGGUCAUAAGAAGUCGUCGUCUCUGAUGCUGUCCGGUAUCCAAAAUGCCAACCUUGCUGCUGCUGCUUCCCAGGAACCCCCCAAGUCCGCUGGCCCAAAGACUGCCAACUUCCCCCUCACUCCCUUGACCGGAGGCUACGGGCCUGGUCAGGCACGAGCCGGUGAACACCCGAUCCGCCAGCCACGGGGCCCACCUUCGAUUGAGGAGCUCAAGGCCAAGCCAUCGGCCAAGCAUGAGGCUUCCAAGAACUUCGCGGCUCACACCCGCCGAUCGGCCCUCAACAACCUGAUGCGGGCUGGUCUCGAGCGCCGCAAGGUUAGCAGCACUGGCAGCAGCGGAUCCAUCAGCCCCAUCUCGGAGACGGCCGAGGAGGCUCAGGGCCUUCUCACGGACAACGAGUCGGAGUCUGGUCGGUCUGGAUCUGGCAGCCUAAAUGGCGAGGAGGUGGAGCCUAGUGUGCCCAGCUCCCGGACGAGCACUGGCAGCUGGGGCGCGAUAGGAUCGGACCGGCCGAGCUCACGCCAGAAGGCUCGAAAGAGCGCUGACAGCGUCAGCAGCGGUUCUGGUGACGAGACCGCUAGCAACGGCAGCUUUGCCAGCGUAUUCAAGCGGACAGGAAGGAAUGGGAGAUCCGACAGUCCUAGUCAGAGGAAGUCUGCCAUGAUGGUUUUGACGUGCGCAGAGAAGCGCAAGAACGGUGUCAUUGUCUCCUGA
Messenger RNA from Diaporthe amygdali, 1683 nucleotides. RefSeq lists its product as uncharacterized. Lineage: Eukaryota; Fungi; Ascomycota; Sordariomycetes; Diaporthales; Diaporthaceae. The coding region runs from base 1 to 1683 and encodes 560 amino acids. The transcript has a single exon. The record is from RefSeq and is a predicted model, not a curated record.